GUAAUAUAACAGAAAGCAUAAUGUUAUAAACUUAUACUCAAUAUUUUAAAAACUGUUACAUAAAAAAUACGUAACGAAUAAUUCGAAUAAUAAUGAUAAAUAAUAAUAAUACACUGUUACAAUAAAGUUUUAUAUGUUACGAGCUAAAAACCUUUUAAAAUAAAAGUACAACAAUAAUAAAUAAUUAUGAUGAUGAUAAUAAUAAUAAACUGUUACAUAAUAAUAAUAACAAUACACUGUUACAUUACAUUUUUUAUGUUACGAGCUAAAACCCUGUCAAAAUAAAAUUCGAAUAAUAAUAAAAAAUAAUAAUGAUGAUGAUGAUAAUAAUAAUAAUAAUAAAUUGUUAAAUACAAAAUACGGCAACGAGCCAAAAACCUGUCAAAAUAAAAGUCUAAUAAUAAUAAUAAUUAUUAUAAUAAACUAUGUUACAUAAAAUUAAAACAGUCACGAGCUAAAACCUUGCCAAAAUAAAAUAAUAAUAAUAAUAAACUAUGGGUUACAUUAAAAAACAAACAUUUAAACAACCAGUAAAACAUUAGACACACAUACUCGUCCUUUAUAAGGCUAUUACUUGUUGGAUGCUCUUCCGUUAUUAUCCGGUCCAACUCCUUUUUAUUUGUUUAGCUCUGUAAAGAAAUUCACCCAAACCCCAUUUAAAUUGUCUACAAAACUAAUUAAAAGCAUUUAAGCAUAAACCUUAAGACUAAAGGAGUUUUAAGAUCACGAGUAACAAGUCAAGAGUGUCCAAACGUUUGACUGGUAUUUUACAUAUCUGUUUAUUUUAAAAUAGAAAGUAAUGCUUUAUUAUGCAAACGUGACGUUAAAACAGCUGGGUGAAGCUGCGCAUGCGUCGCCUCAUGCGGCGUUGCUAUGGUAACAGUCAACAGCUUUGAACCGUUAGGUUGCGUUUGGGAUACUUCUGCUCAAUAACCUUGAGUUUAUUAUGUCAGACGUUGGCUCCGAAGUGUUUGACGACGAGCAAGGGUCCCUGGGGGAGUAUGAGGGAGACAGAAAUGAAGCCGGAGAGAGACACGGACAGGGGAAAGCUGUCCUGCCUAAUGGAGACACUUACCAAGGAUCAUAUGAAUAUGGCAAGAGAUCUGGACGGGGCACAUACAAGUUCAAGAAUGGGGCCCGAUACACUGGAGAGUGGCACAUGAAUUUAAAACAUGGACAAGGUAUAUUUUAUUACCCAGAUGGCUCCAAAUAUGAAGGAAGCUGGGUGGAUGACCAGCGACAGGGUCAUGGUGUUUACACAUACCCUAAUGGAGACACUUAUGAUGGUGAAUGGUUGCUCCAUCAAAGACAUGGGCAGGGUUUGUACACAUAUAAUGAUACAGGUUCUCAGUGCAUGGGCACAUGGAUCAUGGGUAAAAUGGAAUCAGCUGGGGAGCUUAUCCAUCUGAACCACAGAUAUCAGGGCAACUUUGUCAAUAAUAAUCCCUCUGGUCCAGGGAAGUAUGUGUUUAACAUUGGGUGUGAGCAGCAUGGGAUGUAUUUCCAGAUAGAUCAGGAUAAAGCAGAUACAGAGGAAGAAGAGCCUGUCAUGACUACUAUCUUGAAAUGGAAACCCAAGACAGUUACAGGGCUUUCUCUUUGGACCAAUGUGAAAGAUACUGAAACUUCAGAUCAAGGUGUGGUUGAAGAGUGAGAAAGACGACAGACCACCCAAAAGAGAUGAAGAAGACAUGGGACCACUAGUUAAUUACACAUGCACAUACCUGAGACAGUCUCUUCUCAUGUUAAUUAUUUAAUUAUGUAAUGGAUAAUGUACAGUCAGUCAGUCACAACUCACAACACAAAAGUGAUCAGGAUUAGGACUGUACAUUAUCCGGCUAUUACGCGGCUACUUACCGAAUAAAUAAAUAAAUGUACAUAAAAUAUUGA
Myxocyprinus asiaticus (Chinese sucker) is the source of this 1890-nucleotide messenger RNA. Its product is annotated as radial spoke head 1 homolog. The transcript has 8 exons. The record is from RefSeq and is a predicted model, not a curated record. Gene Ontology annotation, cellular component: motile cilium; nucleus. Gene Ontology annotation, biological process: spermatid development; axoneme assembly. Lineage: Eukaryota; Metazoa; Chordata; Actinopteri; Cypriniformes; Catostomidae. Bases 947 to 1654 code for a protein of 235 amino acids.